AAACAGAUAUCAAUUUUCUGCUCAAACAGGCACUGACUAUUGUUGGAACAAUGCCUUUCACGUACAUGCUAGAGAAAUGGCGAUGGAUGGUAUUUGCUGAGCAAAUCCCCAAAGAUCAAUGGAUGAAGAAAUGGUGGGAAAUGAAGCGAGAGAUAGUCGGGGUUGUGGAGCCAUUGCCUCACAACGAAGAAUAUUGUGACCCUGCUGCUCUAUUUCAUGUUGCCAAUGACUACUCUUUCAUAAGAUAUUAUACAAGGACCAUUUACCAGUUCCAAUUUCAAGAGGCACUUUGCAACGCUUCUGGUCACACAGGGGAACUUUAUAAAUGUGAGAUUUCUCAUUCUACAGAUGCUGGACGCAUUUUGAAGGAUAUGCUUGCUUUGGGUAGUUCUCAGCCUUGGACAAAAGCUUUAGAAAGUAUUACAAAAAGCCAAAAGAUGGAUGCAACACCAUUUCGUCACUACUUUGAUCCCUUACUCAAGUGGCUGGAGAAACAGAACAGCAAUGAAAAUGUUGGUUGGAAUGUAAAUUGGACUCCAUAUUCUAAGUAUGCCAUCAAAGUGAGGAUCAGCUUGAAAAGAGCACUCGGUGAUGAUGCAUACAACUGGACUGCGAGUGAAAUGUAUUUAUUUAAAUCAACCAUCGCCUAUGCCAUGCAGAAGUACUUUUUAGAAAUCAAGACUAAAACAGUGCUGUUUCAAAGACCAUCAUUGCUGAGCCACUGCACAAUCUCCUGGGGAAGAUGACACCAUGGACUUGGGGACGGAGGGAAGACCAAGCAUUCGCAGCAGCUAAAGACCUCCUCUCAUCUGACAGCAUCCUUAUUCAAUACAACCACACAUUGCCGGUCCGGAUCACCUGUGAUGCUUCCCCUUUCGGAGUCGGGGUGGUCCUCAGCCACCGCUUACCAGAUGGAACAGAAGCACCAAUAGCAUAUUAUUCAAAGACCCUGUCACCGGCUGAGCGCAACUACAGCCAAAUUGAUAAAGAGGCCUUAGCCGUGGUGGCAGGAAUCAAGCAGUUCCACGAGUACAUAUACAGAAGACAUUUCGAGGUAGUGAUCGACCAUAAGCCCCUAUUAGGAUUCUUCGCCGGCAACCAACAGACCCCUCCAUACAUGUCCCAGAGAAUGACCAGAUGGGUCAUUUUCCUCACUGCGUACCACUGUGAGCUGAUCCACCAACCUGACAAAAACAUCAGCCACGCCGAUGCUCUCAGCCACUGCACACUGCCAGAACUAGUGGAAGACCCCAUACCCACCACCCAAGUACUGCUGAUCGACAUCAACCCAACCAGCCCAGUAACUUCCAGAGAUAUUGCAGAACACACCCAAAAGGACAAAAUAUUAUGGAAAGUUCUGAACUGGAUGUUGAGGGGGUGGCCACAGGAGAGACUGGGGGAGGAGUACCAGAGUUACCACAGCAAGUAAACCAAACUGUCAAUCAUAAAAGGCUGUGUGUUGUGGGGAGAAAGGGUCAUUGUUCCCCAAAAGCUUUGGAGGAGAGCCAUGGACGUGUUACACGUGGGGCACCCUGGGAUCAUCAGAAUGAAGGCAUUAGCCCAGAGCUGCAUCUGGUGGCCCCAGAUGGACAUUACCGAGUGAGUGGCCAUAUGCAAACUCUGCCAGGAAUGUGACCAGCGCCACCACGGGCACCCACUCAUGAAUGGGAAGCAGCCAAGGGGCUCUGGUCCCGCAUACACAUUGAUUUUGCAGGGCCAGUAGAAGGACAAACAUUCCUAAUUGCCGUGGGUGCAUACUCCAAAUGGCUAGAAGUAAUCAUUAUGCAGACAACCAUGGCAGUAGCCACUGUCCAAGCCCUCCGAUGACUCUUCGCCACCCAGUCUACCUGACAUCCUGGUUUCCGAUAACGGCCCACAACUGACAGCCAAGACCAUGGAGGCAUUCCUCACCCAGCAAGGGAUCCAGCACAUACUCAUCUCUCCUUUCCACCCAGCAAGCAAUGGGCAGGUGGAGCAGAUGAUGAGACUAACCAAGGAAACCCUCACCCAAAUGGGCCCAGGGAAUUGGCAGGAAAAAGUCAACCAGUUCCUCCUCACUCAACACAUCACCCCCCCAUAUGACCACCAACAAGAGCCCAGUGGAGUUGGGCUAAUAGGAAGAAGGCUGAGAUCGUGACUUGACCGAUAUCACCCAGACUACCUCAUACGGCCCAUGCGGGCAUUCAACAUACAGGACCAGGUAUUCACACACAGCUAUGUGGGGUACCUGACCUGGCUGGUGGGCCGAGUCAUGGCUGUCACUGGCCCCAAGUCAUACCACAUUGAGCUGGAGGACGGGCAAAUCUGGAGGAGGCAUAUUGCCCAACUCACACUACCUGGGGGACACCAAGCUGAAGAAACAGGGUGACUGGACUGCGAGUGGACGGCCAGAGCAACCUUCAAAGAACCUGAGAUCUCCGCCCUGAGUAGCACGCUCAACUGCUGGCUGGGAAGCAGAUGACUGGGAACCAGGUCUACCCAGUGGCCCAACAAGAGAACUACACACCGGCCCAACAAGGGAACUACACACCAACCCAGCUGCAACCACUUAUCUGGGAUUGAGGGCGUCCAGCGGGAAGCGAUGGUCUUGGAAGCCGAAGGAACUAGGCCGGAAUUCGACUCGCAGGCCGAGGAGCUCCAGAAGGUUCCUUCCCAGGAAGCUGGAGUAACAGCAGAUUUGACUGCUGCAGCCGAGAUCCCGGGGACAAGUGAACUGUGCAGGUCCAGCAGGAAGUUGGCGUGCCCCGCCUACCUGGAGGUCUACAUCACAUACGUUGACGGGGGAUUGGACACUGUUCAUUCUAGGGGGGAGGUGUGUUACGUCUGUAUGUACGUCAGAAAUCUACAUCAGUUUUCAUGCUUGCUGCGGAUUGGCUAGAAUCUACAUAAGAUGUCAUACUCGCCACGGAUUGGCUGUCCCAACUGCAAGAAAUUUGAACUGCUGUCAUUGGCUGGCUUGUUUGCCUGGAGCUCCUUAAAGGGUGAACUCUGGCAGCCCAGCCGGCAGAGCGAAGUCACAUUUUGCUGGAAAUAAAAAGUGCUGAAAUCACUAGCUACUCUCACCUGCUGCAUUCGCACUGAUCUAACAAGUGUAAUAGUGUAAUAGAUGGGAUUAGCUUUAAUUGUAAAUGCUUAAUUAAUUAAAUACUUUAUUAAUUAUAGAAAUUCUAUUUCUGUUUGAAAACAGGAGAGAAAAAGUAAUUUCUCUUCGCCUACAAUCCCAGUUGAGCUCUAUUUUCCAUACUCCUAGAACACAGGAAUCAAUCUCAUAGCAUCAUGAUGCUGUCAUAUGUUUAGCAACAUUUUUCCCAUUCACAGAACUGGGGUGGUCAUGGCUUGUGCUGGAUGCUUCGGGCCUGCAGACCGCCAGUUUGACAUCCUUGUCCUAGAAUGUUUCAUAUGGCUCACCUGAGCAAUGGAAAAAGAGGGAGAAAGGAGAAAAGGAAAAGAAGGAAAGUGGGAAAUAUUGUCAAGAAAAUAGAAUAUAUAGAUAAUAGAAAACAUUAUUUUUCUCAUUUAUUUUCUCAUUAUUAUCUAUUAUAAUAGAAGGAUAUAGAGGAAAAUAUCUGAUAUGAAAAUACAUAUGACUCGGACAAGAUGUUGCUUUACUCUUUCUAAUAAUUUGUGUAAGGCUGCCAGAAGUAUAGACUCAAAUAAUUUGAUCCUGAAGGAAAAAAAAAUCAUAUUUUCUAUGUAAAGAAUAUUAAGUUAAUUUUAGUUAUUGGUGUCCAUUUAUUUAGAUAUUUCAUAAGAAGAUUAAAUAUGUAUUUUUUGGAUUAUUUGAGCUCUUUUUCCACCUUUUUGUAUAUAUAAAUAAAUAUUAUGUAGUCAGUGUUUGCAAUCAACAUAUUCUAAUGACAAUGGGAGGGAUCCCUUUGUUGGCAUAUAAUUUGGAUCAAAUAUUAACACAGAUAGUUCUAAGCCUGAAUAUUUCUAAUCAA
This is a messenger RNA of Thamnophis sirtalis, 3941 nucleotides long. NCBI's taxonomy places the organism in Eukaryota, Metazoa, Chordata, Lepidosauria, Squamata, Natricidae. The record is from RefSeq and is a predicted model, not a curated record.